Messenger RNA from Pecten maximus, 3681 nucleotides. Its product is annotated as transmembrane emp24 domain-containing protein 7-like. The transcript is spliced from 3 exons. The record is from RefSeq and is a predicted model, not a curated record. Gene Ontology annotation, biological process: intracellular protein transport; endoplasmic reticulum to Golgi vesicle-mediated transport; Golgi organization. Gene Ontology annotation, cellular component: endoplasmic reticulum; Golgi apparatus; COPII-coated ER to Golgi transport vesicle. NCBI's taxonomy places the organism in Eukaryota, Metazoa, Mollusca, Bivalvia, Pectinida, Pectinidae. Bases 149 to 781 code for a protein of 210 amino acids.
ACGUAAUUUCAACCACCACCAUUUUCCGCUGUCGGCUUGACACAUGUUGCAACGAGAAAUCGCCAAGUAUCCAUUAAGUUCUACAUAUAUUUUGGCGAUUCAGUAUAUAACGUGUUCACAGAAAGAAUUUUGUAAGAACCAUUGAAGAAUGGAUAUGAAACUGAGCGUAGUUACACUUGUAUUGGGUUUGAUUUCGUACGUUUUCGGUGGCGAGUUGACAUUCGAACUACCAGACAACGCCAAACAAUGCUUUUACGAACAUAUUGACAAAGGUGUCGAGUCAACUCUGGAGUUCCAGGUGAUUACUGGAGGCCAGUAUGAUGUGGACAUGGAACUGACGGCACCUAACAAACAGGUUCUGUACAAGGACGUAAAGAAACAAUAUGACAGUUUUACCUGGACACCUGACCAGAAAGGCAUUUACCAGUUCUGCUUUAGUAAUGAAUUCUCAACAUUCUCCCAUAAAGUUGUAUAUUUCGACCUCCAGAUUGGAGAUGAGAAGCCUCUCUUUGAUGCAGACUCUGGAAGCAAACAUCACACUGCCAUGACACUGAUGGAAACAUCCUCUGUAAGCGUCCAUGAAAACCUGAAAGUGGUCCUGGAUUUCCAAACACAUCACCGCCUGCGGGAGGCUCAGGGUCGUGUCUACGCCGAGGACUUAAAUGAGAGAGUUUUCUUUUGGUCGAUAGGCGAGUCACUCAUUGUGCUGAUCAUUGGAAUUGGACAGGUUCUGGUGUUGAGGAGUUUCUUCACCGAUACUCGAAAUAACUCUAAGCCCUGAUAGAUAUGUGAACAUUACAAUAUUAAACAGUAUUUUCUUUAUGCUGAAUGUCAUCGCAGCUUUAAUAGAAACAGCCAUUGAACCUCUGUGUGGUACGGAUUAUAAUAGCCAGCUUGGGAAUCAAAUGAUAUAAUAAGUAUGUAGAAGGGAUCAUCACAGCUACAGAACUUGUGUGCUUUAAAUUUGUAAUUGAACUGGAGGUAAAAAUGAUGUGUAGCACGAAAAUAACGAUGACCUUCUCUUUUGAUAGUAUGACUAGAUUGUUAUUGACUGUUUACUUUAUAAUAUACCGCAAUGACAAUAAUACCACACACAAGUUAUGUAAUGAAAACAAAAACAGAAGGACCUUUUCUUCUUCUUUUUGUGUGAAAAAGUCUAAUUAGAACUGUAUGCUUAUAUGAAUAUUUCUUCAAAGUGUUUGCAGUAUAUAUAGUGUGUAAGGGAAAAAAUGUUAAUUAAGCAUACUGUAAAUUAACAUGCAUUUUCUGGAAUAGGUCAGUGAGCAAUUUGCUGUUUAUAAUAGAGAUUUACAAAAGUGAGUUAAGGAAAGUGAGAUGUACAUGUAUGUGUGUGAAUUUAGACAUCUACUGUAGAAGAACAUGUACAGAGCAUAGUUACUUGCAAAUACUCAUACCAGCUGUAAAAUCAUUUCAAAAUCUAAAGCUUGAAAAUUCAAAUGUGAAAUAAAAAUUGAAAUUUUAUAACAAAAACAUGAUCAAGUGCAUUGAACUGUUCUGAUUCAUCAUUCAGACCAUUUUAUUUCGUUACGUAGAAUGUUUCUGCAUCUUUUUGACUUAACUGUUAUGAAACAGCAUAUAUUGAUAAGAAUUGUCUAUUUAUAACUAUGUGACCUUGAGAUAAAGUCAAGCUCUAUUAAAUAAUGUAUUAUACACUGCCAUCCUAAAAGUCAUCAAUCUUUUGAUGUGUUAUUAAGAUAUUAUAAAUCAAUAAUUAAAAAAUUACAAAUUCUUGGAGUUUACUUUGAAAAUUGAAACCCAGGAUCAAGGUUGGGACCUACUUUUCAAGAAAGUCAGUAUACAUACAUCAUGUACAUUAAAAUUAUACUCCAGGAAUUAGACAUUAAAAAGAAUUUUAUUUUGUGAAAAAACAAGAAAAACGCUUUCACAAUUAUCAAAAUUGCUAAAUUCUAAGGAUUUCAUUGUCAAUAUCCAUAUCGGCUUAUGACAGACUAUAACAAUAUCAUUUUGAGAAGUUAGAAAAAAACUGCAAUACAAGUAUUUACCUAUUAAGUCAGAUUUACUGAAUUAUAUUCCUUUAAAGGAACAUCGAGUGUAUGUGUAAGUAUAUGUUGUAUGUGUUUAGGUAGUGGAAGAACAAAGGAUGGCGUCGUAAUAACAUGGAUUUUGUACGAAAUCCUACUGUUAAACCUCUCAACUUAUAGUCUCGUCUAGUCCAUAACUUUUGAUCUGAUCAAACCUUAAAAGUCCUUUAAUUUCAUCACCCAUAAUUCAGUGUACAUGUACAUAGAGACUCUGGCUAUGAUAUUGACGAAAAAUUCUGACGAGUUCUAAGUGGCUAUGCAAUUAGUAUCGUGUUUCUAUCCUUGAAACCAAAAUUGCAGGAUAUUAUGGGAAGAGUUCACGUUUCAAUUUCAUAUUGAUAUCAAGCUUGUUUUUUUAUUUACUCUGUGGGUAGGUAACAGAAUUAACAGUGGGUUCCUGACUGUAGUUGUUGACAACUUGUGUGUGUGUGCUAUUGUUUAUUUAUUAGUUUUGGUGUGUGUGUGUUUUGAAAGAGAAUGCAUCCAUCAUCUGUAGGGUGACAUGGUUAGGAUCAUAUUAAACAGAGAAAAAAGGAAAAAGUCAAGUUUUUUUUUUUGAGAAAUGAAUUAUAUGAUCAUUCAGAUGGUACAAAUAUAUUUGUGACCGAUAUAUUUUAAGUUCCUUCUCUGCGAUACACCUAGGCCGACACAAGGGAUAUCGAUUAUAGAGACAAAUUGUAAGAAUUGAACUAGAUAAUACUUGGUUUAAUUGGUGUUUGUAUCAAUUUGAUGUGCUCACUGAAUAAGAGCAGUACCCUAAAUACUUUUCACAAGAAGUUAUUAUAAUUCACUCUUCAAUUGUGUCCACCCACUAUCAAUGUUGUAUAAUUACAGACUUACAAAAUAUUUUAUAAUGAUAUUUUUUUCCACCAUUAAAUUACCUUUUUCAAUCCUUUUUAUGCAAUUUGAAAACAAAAAAGAAAUCUUUUGUAAUAGUUAAAUCGUUUAAUUUACUGUACAUGUAGAGAUUUUGAUCAAACUGAUAUCAAAUACAUGUUCUCCCUACCAGCUCUCGAGGAUAUAUGAUACUUAUUAAACGUAUGUUGGUAUGUCAGUUGUCGGCGAUGUUUGUACUAUUUGUAUAAUUUUUUUAACAUUGGAUGAUCGAUUGAAAAGUCACUGUAAACAAAUAUCAUUUAUUGAAAAAGAAGUUGUUUGUGUAAUGUGUGCUGGUCUACCACUUAAUGAGUAAUGAAUUAUAAAACAAGUAAAAUGAAAUUUGACACCAUUCUAUACGAGAAUUUUUCAAAAUCUUUCUAUUGACUACAUACACACACUUACAAUUUCAAAAAAAUAGAAUAAUGAGAUUUAUUCUAUUCUUAUAUCUGUAUCGGGAAAAAUAAUUAUUGAAAUUAACAUUAAAAAAAAAUUUCUCUUCACUUCAUGUCUCAAUACCAGAACUAAUUUUGUUCUUCUGAAAAUGCCUAUCAAUUUUUUCUGAUUUUAGGCAAGGUUCCUUUUCUGAAAAGCUAUAUAUAAAGUGCUGUAUUUUGUUUUUGAUUCACUAAUUAGAGUGAUUUAGUGUAACAGACAUGCCAUGUAUAACAGUAAUGUAUGAGUGACACCACAGAUUUUAUGUAAGGAUUUUAUGUUAGUAAUAAAUUUUUUACCAACUUGA